Nyctereutes procyonoides (raccoon dog) is the source of this 3042-nucleotide messenger RNA. RefSeq names its product zinc finger protein 829 (gene ZNF829). Gene Ontology annotation, molecular function: DNA-binding transcription factor activity, RNA polymerase II-specific; RNA polymerase II cis-regulatory region sequence-specific DNA binding. Lineage: Eukaryota; Metazoa; Chordata; Mammalia; Carnivora; Canidae. The transcript has 5 exons. Gene Ontology annotation, biological process: regulation of transcription by RNA polymerase II. The record is from RefSeq and is a predicted model, not a curated record. The coding region runs from base 125 to 1360 and encodes 411 amino acids.
GACCGUUAGAUCCGUGAGGUGAGAUUCGAUCGGCCGCGGAGGAACUGAUUCAACUCUGCCCGUUGCGACGCGAGGAGACCCGAAAGGCUUCCGCCCUUCUCUAGGUGCAGAAGAGAAGGAAAGAAUGCACAAUGAACUUCUACAAGCAAUGUCCAAGGGGUCAAUGAUGUUCAGGGAUGUAUCUGUAAACUUCUCUCAGGAGGAAUGGGAAUGCCUGGACUCUGGUCAGAUGAAUUUAUACAAAGAAGUGAUGUUGGAGAAUUUCAGCAACCUGGUUUCAGUGGGACUUUCCAAUUCUAAGCCAGCUGUGAUUUCCUUAUUGGAACAAGGAAAAGAGCCCUGGAUGGUUGAAAGAGAGCUGACAAGAGGCCUUUGUUCAGAUCUGGAAUCUAUGUGUGAGACCAAGAUAUUAUCUCUAAAGAAGAGACAUUUUAGUCAAGUAAUAUUUGCUCACGAAGACAUGCCCACUUUUAUUCAGCCCACAUUUCUUACUUCACAUCAAAAAACUCUUAAUGAAGAGAAACCCUGUGAAUGUAAGAUAUGUGGAAAGGCCUUUAAUCAGAACUCACAAUUUAUUCAACAUCAGAGAACUCAUUCUGCUGGAAAAAACUAUGAAUGCAAGGAGUGUGGGAAGUCCUUUAGUCGUGGCUCACUUGUUAUUCGACAUCAGAGGAUUCACACUGGUGAAAAACCCUAUGAAUGUAAGGAAUGCGGCAAGGCUUUUAGUUGUAGUUCAUAUUUUUCUCAACAUCAGAGGAUUCACACUGGUGAGAAGCCCUAUGAAUGUAAGGAAUGUGGAAAAGCCUUUAAUUAUUGCUCAAACCUCAAUGAUCAUCAGAGAAUUCACACUGGUGAGAAACCUUAUGAAUGUAAAGUAUGUGGAAAAGCCUUUACUAAGAGUUCACAACUUUUUCCACAUCUGAGAAUUCAUACUGGUGAGAAACCUUAUGAAUGUAAGGAAUGUGGGAAAGCCUUUACUCAACACUCAAGGCUUAUUCAGCAUCAGAGAAUGCAUACUGGUGAGAAACCUUAUGAAUGUAAAGAAUGUGGGAAGGCCUUUAGUAGUGCCUCAACACUUACUAACCAUCACAGAAUUCAUGCAGGCAAGAAACUUUAUGAAUGUAAGGAAUGUGGAAAGGCCUUUAUUCAGAGCUCAGAACUUAUUCAACAUCAGAGAAUCCAUACAGAUGAAAAACCUUAUGAAUGUAAUGAAUGUGGGAGGGCUUUUAAUAAAGGCUCAAACCUUACUAGACAUCAAAGAAUUCACACUGGUGAGAAACCCUAUGACUGUAAAGAAUGUGGAAAGGCCUUUGGUAGUCGCUCUGACCUUAUUCGCCAUGAAGGAAUUCAUACUGGGUGAAAGAUAAACCCUGUUGAUAGUCUUUUAAUAAUAUCUUUAAAACAGGUAAUGAAAAAAUAAUAUAGUUUUUUAGGCUACUAUAACAAAGUACCAAGUACCACAAAAUUGGGUGACUUAAAACAAUAGAAAUCUAUUAUCUCAUAGUUUUGGAGCUUUGAAAUCCCAAAUUAAAGUUGUUGGUAAGGUUGGUUCCUUCUGAGGACUCUGAAGAUGAAUCUGAUCCAUGUCUUUCUCCUGGCUUCUGAUAACAUCAGUCUUUGACAUUCCUUGCUUCAAAUCCAUCACUCCAAUCUCUGCCUGCAUUUUUACAUUGUAUUCUGUGUAUAUCUGUCCCUGUCUUGUAUAAGAGGAGACUCUUAUUCAGGACAUCAAUUAUAUUGGAUUAGGGCUCACACUGAUGACCUUAUCUUAACUAGAUUACAUCUGCAAAGACCUUAUUUCCACGUAGGAUCACAUUCACAGAUGCCAGAGGUUAAGGCUUUUACAUAUUAACCCAUAACACUGUUAACGUUUUUUUUCUAACAUAUUUGUAAAUUACUUUUAUACAUAACUUGUUAAAUGUCCCUUACCUCCAAAAAAGAUUCUGUCCCAGACUAUUUCUUAAAUAAUUCUUUCCUCCUUAUUGUAUUACAUUACUUUUUGGUUAUAUAUUUGAGUUUAUAUUAGCUUUAUUUUAGGGCUGUCUUUUCUAUUGUUCUAACCCAUAUAUCUGUUUUUAUAGUACCAAUAUCGUAUAGUGAGUUACAUUACAUAGGCUAUCUUUCAAUUCCUGGCAGAAUUAUAACUUUGUUUUUAAAGGCAGCGCUACUCUUUUUUUUUUCCUUUUGUAAAACUAUUGUUUUCAUUUUGUCAAAACAAAAAACAAACCACACACACACACAAAGAAAAAAGGUUAUUUGUAAGCCUACCAAAAAAAAAAUUACUACUUUCAAAUUAUUACAACAUGUCCUUCCAGAGUUUAUUUAGUGUAAUCAUGAUGUGCAUGCUGUACCAUAACCUGCUUCUAUCCUGCAGCUAUUUCAGAUGUCUGUCAUUCUUCUUAAUGGUAUAAUUUUUCUAUGGUAGAUUAUCAUUUUGCUGUAUAUUACUGAAAAACUUUAUGAUACUCACUGAAAAUUUGCAGUUAUAAAAGUUGCCUUCUAAACACAAAUGUAGUGCUUUUGUUUGUUUUUCUUUAAAAACAUUACAUUUCAAUGUCAAAUAACUGGUGAAAAAAAAACCCUGAUAUUUUCUCCUUGAAAAAUACUGCCAGUAGUUCCCUUGUUGUAUUCACUCUUAGCAAUUUGUUCUUUAUCCUUCUAGACCUUUUUUAAAAAUUACUUUUGCUUACAGAUUUGUACACACACAACCAAAUACAUAAAUAUUUGCAACACUUGUAGAAAAGUUAGUACUGUUUUAUAAUUUUGUGAAUGAAUGUACAUACACUAAUGUGUUGGAUUGCUGUGAGGAUUAAAUGAGUUAAAUGUAAAGUGAGGGGUACUGGAAUGGCUCAAUUGGUUAAUAAGCCUCUGACUCUUUAUUUCAGCUCAGGUCUUGAUCUCAGGGUCAUGAGAUCAAGCUUGGGGUCAGGCUCCAUGGUGGGCGAGAAGCCUGCUUGGAUUUCUCUCUUCCUCUGUGCCAUCUCCCUCGUUUAAGCUCACUCUCUCAAAAGAAAAAUAAAAUGUUUGGGAUUUUUACUAAGA